Psylliodes chrysocephalus is the source of this 2469-nucleotide messenger RNA. Lineage: Eukaryota; Metazoa; Arthropoda; Insecta; Coleoptera; Chrysomelidae. The record is from the annotation of a GenBank genome assembly.
GUCAAAGUUAAAUUGACAUUGACAAGUGUUGACAAGUUGUCAGAAGCCGAAAGCCGUACAUAAUUUUUCUAUUAAUUUUUUAUCAAAUUUCUCCUUUCCAUAAGGUGGAAGAGGAAUAUAUAAAUAAACAGACCGUAAUAAGUCUGAGGUGGCAACCUAUUAUUUUUGUAUUUCUUCAUUUAAUGAUGAAUCCAACUUCUUGUGACACUUUUGUUGUUUUACCACCUCUAACUAAAAAUGGAAUUAUCUUUGGUAAAAAUUCUGAUAGACCUGGGGAUGAGGUACAAGAAGUAAUUUACGUACCAGCAGCAGACAUUCCAGGUUCAAUAAAGUGUACUUACAUAGAAGUGGAAUCAGCCGGACCUACUAAAGCUGUUAUAUUAAGUAAACCCAAUUGGAUGUGGGGUGCAGAAAUGGGUGCAAAUGAAUGUGGUGUAGUAAUUGGAAAUGAAGCAGUUUGGACUAAUGAUAAUGAUGGGGAUCAUGAUCCCAGUGUUAAAAGGCUUCUUGGAAUGGAUUUACUGAGAUUAGGUUUAGAAAGAAGUUCCUCGGCUACUGAGGCAUUAGAAGUAAUUACUCAACUAUUAGAAAAAUAUGGACAAGGAGGUCCUUGUUCCAAAUCGGAUCCAACUUUGGUAUAUCAUAAUUCAUUUAUAAUUGCCGAUGCAACAACAGCCUGGGUAUUGGAAACAUCAGGAAAACAUUGGGUUGCUGAACAAAUUACUAGUGGUUUUAGAAAUAUAUCCAACGCUCUAACUAUAACUACUAAAAUAGAUAGACACUCCAGUGGAAUACAGGAAUAUGCUAAAUCAAAAGGUCUAUGGAAUGGUCAAGGUGAAUUUAACUUCCGAUUAGUAUUUAGUGGCGAAACUAAACCUUACGGAAGCCGAUUUAUAGCGGGCGAAAAACUUUUGGAAAAAUUGACUGCCCCAGGGAAUUUCAAAGAAGUAGAUAUGUUUAAAAUUUUACGUGAUACUGAAUCGGGCAUUUGCAUGACAGGUGAUGGUCCAGGAUGCGUCACUCAAGGAAGCCAAGUAUCAGUUAUAUCCAAUAAUCGCCCAAGUGUUCACUGGUUCACGGCUACUCCAGAUCCUUCAAAAUCUGUUUUCAAACCAUUUGUUUUUACAAGCGGAUCUGUCAUUUCAAAACAUACCAUAUGUGCUUCAGGAGAUGUACCACAUACCCUGUAUUCCUUGCAAUCUUCAGCGAUGAAGAAAAGUAACAGAGAAGACGUCUUGGAACUACUGAGAAAUAUGGAAGCUGAAUGUGUUCAAGAAUUGGAAUUGGUGAUAGAGAGAGUCAAAGACGAUUUAUCCGAACUCGAUGAGUUGCUGAAAGAUUGUGUAGAAACUGAAGUCAAAUUUUACCGUUAAAGGCCUGAUAAGCUACUUCAUUUAUUUAAAUAAUUAUUGAUAGUUAUAUGCGAUGAGCACAAUUUUUUGAACGAAAAUUCGCUUGUUAUCGAACUGAUUGAGUUUAAAGAGAAGCCUAAUUCUUUCGUAUACAUUGCAUGUAACGUAUUAGCGCUCAGUUGCUUUUUUGCGACCGUGAUAUGAGUUAUGAGAUUUUAUUUUUUGAUUUAGUUGUGAUUUUAUACAUGUUUUUAUAUAAGUGUAUAGUGUGAUAUUGCUAACUAUAAAAAAUGUGUAUUUUGUUUUGUCUUAUUUAAAUAUAUUGUUUGUUAAUUCUUUUUUAGUAUAAAAUUAAAAUGACAUCAAGAAAUAUUGUGGUAAAUGAUUCUUAGGUUAUUUUUUUUAUAAAAAUAUGUAGUUGCACUUUGUUUUAUAAUUUAUUGAUGGUUUAUAAGUCAUAACCACUUUAGUUUAGUUAGACAGAUUAGACCAAGCAUUAGACACUAAGCAUUUGAUGAUACUUCAAAGUGAUAACAUUUUGGGUAAACUUAAAUAAGUUAAAAAUUGUAAGUUUUAUUUAAAGAAGCCUCUUAAUAUAUUCAAGGAGUUUAAUUUAAUUUUGUUGUUCGUACGUGAAUUCUAAAUACCUUUAAGUAUCUUUGAUGGCAGCGGAAAACAAUUUUUUGAAGUAUAUAUUAAAUGUUGUAAUAUUUGACCAUUGCGUAAAUAUGAAUGUAUUGAUAAUAUUGAUUACCAAAAUAUGUUCAGAAAGAGUUAUAAAGAAAAUGUCAUUAGUUAGGUGCUUGUAAGAACAAAACGAAGAAAACACGAGUAUGUGCAGGUUUAAAAAAACUAGUUUGUAUGCAAUAGAUUGGAAUUUAUCCUUAUAAUUAGUAUAUGAUGAUUAUAAGUUUUAUUUUAUUCCUUUUAGGUAUUGAGAAGGAACUAUUUUUUAAUACUGUUAAGUAAAAAAUGUUAUGAAACCCAAAUUACAAAACUCAUGAUUUCUCUUCUUAUUUCAUACAAGGUCAGAAUUUUAUUAAUUCAGCUAAAAGCUUUUGCUUCUUAUCUUACAUGAAAGUGUAUCACAUUCCAUAAUAAAUGGUAAUUAUAUUGA